Messenger RNA from Paecilomyces variotii, 1749 nucleotides. RefSeq names its product RNA processing factor 1. Gene Ontology annotation, molecular function: rRNA primary transcript binding. Gene Ontology annotation, biological process: maturation of 5.8S rRNA; maturation of LSU-rRNA. The record is from RefSeq and is a predicted model, not a curated record. The transcript has a single exon. Gene Ontology annotation, cellular component: preribosome, large subunit precursor; nucleolus. The coding region runs from base 124 to 1434 and encodes 436 amino acids. NCBI's taxonomy places the organism in Eukaryota, Fungi, Ascomycota, Eurotiomycetes, Eurotiales, Thermoascaceae.
UAUCAAAUCACUGCGAAAGCUGCUUCUUUGAUUCAUUCGAUAUUGAUUCAUUUAUAUUAUAUUUAUUCCCUUUCGCACAUUCUCUAAUACCAUCGAAGGAGAGACAAAAAAAAGAACACAAAAAUGCCCAAAAAAACCAGCUCCAAAGCGCCCCCCAAUUCCAGCACAGACUACAAACCCGCCAACAAGCUCCGUCGACAACUCUUGCACGUCAAGCGCAAGCGCGCCAAAGAUGAAGCGCGUCGCAAGCACCGAUUCGCAAUCAAAAAGGAAGAGGCCAAGGAUCCCAGCCUGCGCGCGGAGCGACUACGGAAGAAUAUCCCCUUGACCCUCGAGCGGAAACGAGUAUGGGAUGACGCCGGUAGCGAUGUUGAGGAGGGAGGAUUGGGGCUCAGUGUCGAUGUGGAGCGCAUCAAGAGGCAGCGGAAGGAGGAGGAGGAGGAAUUGAAUCGGCCGUUGUCGAAGGAGGAACAGUCGGAGGAGGAGGAGGAGGAUGAUGAUCAGGAUGAAGUCGACAGUAUGAUCGCGACGAGCGAUGAUGAUGAUGACGAAGAGGACGACAAAGAUGAAGAUGAUAAUGAAGACUCAAAAUCAAAAGAUCGCGGCCGUCGCAAAUCUUCCAUCCCAACAGCCACCGAACGAGCAACCAGUCCGAGUCAAUCGACGCGAAGCACGAAUCUCAAUCUCGCCCCAGAAGCCCUGGCCGCCAAAUUCCCAUCUCUCUUCUCCAACGAGAUUCCCCCGACGCCCAAGAUCCUCAUCACCACCUCCAUCCAUUCGACUCUCCAUCACGAAGCCGAACUCCUCACCAGUCUGUUCCCCAACAGCGUCUACAUCCGCCGCACCGCCCACCACCACUCCUACAAGUUCUCCCUGCGCGAAAUCUGCUCCUUCGCCUCGAACCGGAACUACACGGCCGUCGUCGUCCUGCAAGAGGACCAGAAGCGUCCGUCCGGACUCACCAUCGUCCAUCUGCCCCACGGACCAAUGUUCACCUUCUCCAUCAGGAAUUGGGUCGAGGGAAAGAAACUCCCCGGCCACGGAAACCCAACCGACCAUUGGCCCGAAUUGAUCCUCAACAACUUCCGCACACCCCUCGGUAUCCUGACGGCCCAUCUCUUCCGCACGCUGUUCCCGCCCCAGCCGGAAUUCCAGGGCCGACAGGUCGUCACCUUGGCGAAUCAGCGCGACUACAUCUUCGUCCGUCGACACCGCUACGUCUUCCGCGAGAAGCGCGAGACAGAAAAGGCCGUCGUGGGCGCCGAUGGCGAGCAGAUGAAAGGCGCAGAGGGCAUCCGAGUCGGUCUGCAGGAGCUAGGUCCGCGAUUCACCCUCAAGCUCCGACGUGUCGAUAAGGGGAUCCAACGAGCCAGUGGACAGGAAUGGGAAUGGAAGGGAAGAAUGGAGAAGACGAGGACGAAGUUCCAGCUAUAGUCCUACGCAGUCUUUCUCCUCUAGUCAUCGUUCUCCACCCUUUCAUGGGCCUUCUCCAUUCGGAUCAUUCCAUCUCCUGUGAAUAUCGACCAUUUCCCUUUUCCUUCUUGUACUCUCUAGCAUCGGUUCUGGCGGGAGUUCUCUGGGUGUUUUAUCCACAUAUCAUACCUAUUGUGGUUCACAUGAGGCAGCAGUGUAUAUUUUUAAUAUAUCUUUCCUCCUUCAAAAAGUUCUCCCUGAUAGACAUAAGUAACUACUUUCAAGAAAUGAUAUGAUCCAUAAUGUAUCUAACUUGCUCGAACAAAAGAAUGAAUG